Callorhinchus milii (elephant shark) is the source of this 3903-nucleotide messenger RNA. RefSeq names its product synaptotagmin XVI (gene syt16). Lineage: Eukaryota; Metazoa; Chordata; Chondrichthyes; Chimaeriformes; Callorhinchidae. The record is from RefSeq and is a predicted model, not a curated record. The transcript has 6 exons. The coding region runs from base 280 to 2028 and encodes 582 amino acids.
UCCGAAUCGGUCCAACAAGCCAGCAGCUCCAUUUCCAACUCGUUCCCUGGCCUCCGCCAAGGUCUUUCCACCCAAACGUCGGAGUCCAGAGUUUCAAGUUCAUUGGCAAAAACAAAGCGUGAGAACCCGGAGCAAGAACUUGACUUGGACUCGGAUCCAGCUUUAAAUGUUGAUGAUGAUGAUGAUGAUUAUGGUGAUGAUUAUGGUGAUGAUUUUACGGGCACAAACCACAGAGAAGUUCUGGAAGAUACAUCGGAACCACGUUACGAGAAUAUUGAGAUGGGGUUGAAGGCUGAGGAAGAUGGAAUUCGAGGUGUCAGAACUCACUCAAAUCGGAAUGUGAUGAACAGCGAGCUUGAUGGAGACUUGGGACAAGGAUCCUCUUCAUUACACACAGGCCCAGAUCCGGUAACCCGUUUGCAAGGGAAGACUGCUCCAGGGGACAGAUUACAUGAUGAGAAUAAUCCUUACGAUGACCCAUCUCUGAACGAUUUGAUUCCAGUUCCCGAAGAGAUGAAAGGACUGAGUAAUCAGACUUGUCCCGGUCUCACCAAUGUCGCCUCGGAGAAUGAACCGCUUUAUGAUGAGAUUGGACCUCAUGAAAACAUUCAGGCAGUGAACAGUUACGGGGAUGAUAAUGAGCUGACCACAUCCACAGACAGUGACGAGGAAGUGAUCAAACAGUUUGAAAUCUCUGUGUCGCGAUCCCAGAGCUUCCGUUCGACAGUGUCCGAGAAAGUGUCUCUGCCUGGUUCUCAGCGCAGACACAAAUUCAGCCGAUUGCCUUCAAAUCAUGAAGAGUACAGCACAGAGGCCUCUGAAGUUGAAGAUGUGGAGAAUGAACAGCGGCUAAGCUUCCAAGACGACUCUUAUCGGGAUGAUGAUCAGUUAUCUGUGGCUUCGGGCUGUGUCUUUGACACUGGAGAAGGUCACCAUGAGACUCCAGGCUUAGGGGCUGAAAGUCUGGCCUACAGUGAAAGCAGAGAGCCCGAUGAAGAAGGAAGUCCCGAUCAAGAGACCAACUUCAAUGAUCAGGUCUAUGAAGCGAAUGAUCAGACGGACAGCUCGUCAGUAUUGAGCCCAGAGGAAGUUGAUGGGAAGACCACAAGUCCUCAGAUACGGCAUGAACCAAUUUCCAAAUGUGGAGACCUCUAUUUCGUCUACACCUACAAAGCUUCCAGGCACAAGCUCACGGUGACCGUGGUGCUGGCUAAAAACAUCCCAGACAAGGACCGCAGUGGGGCCAAACUGUGGCAGGUCCACAUGGUCCUUCUGCCCAGCAAGAAGCAACGUGCCAGGUCCAGCAUUCAGAGAGGCCCCACACCGAUCUUCAACGAAACGUUCAGCUUCAGUAAGUUGGAGCCUGAGGAAUUGCACAGCUGUGCCCUGCGCUUCCGAUUGUACGCGGUGAAAAAGUUGAACCGGGAGAGAAUGAUGGGAGAGAAGCUUUUCCACCUCAGCAACCUGAGACAGGAGGUCGAUGUCGAAGUGACGCUGGUCUUGGAGCCUCGAAGCAACUUGAGUAGCGGAGACUCGCAGCUGAGCCUGUCUGCCGUCUCUCACAGUGACAGUGCUUCAUCUACUCAGUCACUUUCACAUGGUGGAGUUCCAGAGCUGCUGGUUGGACUAUCAUACAAUGCCACAACAGGGAGACUUUCUGUUGAAAUUAUCAAAGGCAGUCACUUCCGAAACUUAGCUCUGAACAGGCCGCCCGACACAUAUGCGAAGCUCUCUCUGCUGAACUCAGUUGGACAGGAGAUGUCUCGGUGCAAAACAUCUAUCCGCCGAGGUCAACCCAACCCCGUUUACAAGGAGACUUUCAUCUUCCAGGUUGCUCUUUUCCAGCUUUCCGAUGUCAUGUUAAUGAUCUCUAUAUACAACAGACGUUCCAUGAAGCGCAAGGAAAUGAUUGGAUGGAUCUCGAUGGGUCAGAAUAACAGUGGGGAUGAGGAACAGAACCACUGGCUGGAGAUGAAAGACUCAAAAGGCCAACAAAUCUGUAGAUGGCACACAUUGCUUGAGUCCUAGAUCACAGACUAAUCGAAGGACAAUAUAGGUGGCCUUUUACCUGUACAUUAUGACUGUAAGCGCUUCUCCACUGACGUGCACAGUGGACUUGCAUCCUACUAUAUUGCAAUACGCAAACUCUUUUGCUGAAUGUCUCUUUGAUACUUACAAUAAUCCUGUACCAUUUUGCUUUGCAAUUCCAGCCAGGCCACUUGCAAAACAAACAAUCGGAUGUUGCCCAGCACGAGUAGGUUUUUCAGCAGGUUGAAAGGUGCUUUGAUUAUUAGUUAAGUGCCUUCGGAGGAACUUCGUAACGACCCUAUAAUAUAACAUUAACAACCAAGACAAAUCAGUAAUUAAGGCCAGCAUGCAGUAAAAUAUUCACUGUUGCUAUAGAAAUACAAAGCUGCAUGACACAUUCACCCUUCUACUUACUUUUCAUUACUUAGGGCUGUGCCAUGAAUACAUAGAUACCUGGAUUUAUUUUUCACUUUUUCUAUAAAAAAAGCUUCCUUCGACUAAUGGUCUUCGGUUUAUUCUCUUUUGAUGGCAACAAUUUUUCAUUGAUGCCAGUAAAAGUUUUUUUUUCUCCCAACCACGCAUUCCUUUGCUACUUCACGAAUCCCAUUGUAAGAUAGGCGGAGGAGCAAAAACAAAGACUUUAAUGGGUCAAAUGGCCUCCUUCUGUUUAGAUUUUUAUGGUAGAUCCAUUCCCCCCACACUCAUGUUUCUGCAUUGAGCAGUGAAAUUUGAAAAGCUAGAAUGAUCAAAUGCUUCAGUUGCAAAGAAAGGUUCAUCAUGUCCUUUGCACAUCAUGUAAGGUUGUGGCUUGGGGAGUAAAAAUAUACAUUCUCUUAGACAUUAUCAGGUUAUGGAUUAAGUUGUCAGGAGUGUCUGUUAGACUAGAGUUGAUUGGGGGCAUUUAAGAGAUUAUUUGAUGAAUUCAUGCAGAGGAAAACUGGUGUGGGGUAGGUGGGGAAAGAGCAAAACAAUGGAAUGAGGAUGGAUGGCAUCUUGGAGAAGCAAACCCUAAAUAGAUUGAUUGGUCUCCUAUCAUGGCGUUCAUUUCUGUGGUUCUAUCGCCUGUUACAUGGGUGAAGUGGAUCAAACCAUUUCCAUGGUGUAGCACAAAACUACACAAUGGUGGAUUUGACUGUGCUGACAAAUGAUCUGAGAUAACUGAUGCGGUCCGAGGAAACCAUAGGCUGCUAUAGUUGGGGAGCUCAAGGAGGGGGGGCGGAAAUCACCUCUAAUAAAAUAGCCUGCCAACAGACGCCAAAUUAUCUCACAGUAUGUAAAAUGGUCUUGGACAGAGGAGGUCUACAGAAUCCCUUGAGACUUCACUCCAGCAAGAAUCAGCAUCUUCAGCAGAGGAGAAGACGGGCAACAAAAAACCUCUAAAUAGCAGGAACCACUCCCCGCAGUUCUCCACUAUUACAUGUUCAGAUUGGGUAAGCCAUGCUUAGAUAAGCAGCGUGGGUCUGCCUCUGUUUGGAGGGUGCACACUCCGUACCAGACAAACUGAAACCAUGAACUCUCAGUGUGGAACUCUCAGUCGUCGCAUGGAAAUGGGCCACUCGGCUCAAUCAGUCCCUGCCCGUGUUUAUACUCUACCCGAGUCUUUCCCAUUCCUCACUCCUUCCCAUAACCUUCUAAUCCCCUCUUCCCUCAUGUGAAGGCCUAGCUUCCUCUCAAAUGCAUCUACACAAGGGUUGUCCCAAUAUGUCAGCCAUGAGCCACAUGUGGCUAGUUGAGUAUUCAGACCUGGGCUAAAUUGCGAUUUUGAUCAGUAAAUAAAAAUACGAGUAUUGGUUGGGCAUGUGAUCUCAAACUCCUAUUCGCACGGUGUACGCAUGUAUACUUUGACCUUUCUGUGCGUUGUGUUGGUAAAACGGU